UGCACACUGUGUGAACGCCUUGGCGAGGACGGCAACGGUUGUUUACCAACUCCAACAUGAGGGCGUCUGUCUGGAUAUUGGCCAUUUUUGUUCUCAUGCUUUUGGUAACCACAGAUGGACAAAGAAGAAAAUGUCGUCGAAAAUGGAGAUGUAAGGCUCUGACACUGCCUAACACCAUCCGCAGUAACUGCCAGGCUCCGUUCAGAUGUGGGGAUGAGUGCCGCUAUGAGUGUGUCCCCGGGUGUGUGAAGAGGACAGGAGCCAGGGUCAGGGUAUGCAGAUUCGGCCGUUAUUGGCGUGGUGGGAGAGGACUGAAGUGUUCCUGUAAGUAAUCAUGUAUCUUAUUCCAAAUUUUGACUCAAUAUAGUGCUUCGUCGUUCUGGGUUAAUUUGUUAAUCUAAAAAUGGAAAAAAAAUUAAGAUAGAGUUCUGGGGGCCUCUGUGUGUUUGUGUUUCCGAAUUUUUGUAAUCAGCAUAACUCAAGGAUCUCUUAAAUGGAUUGCAAUGAUACAAUGAUACAAAAAUAGCCCCUGGUUCGGAGACUGCUAUGGAGGCUACGCGAAAUAUCUUACUAGACUAAGUAUACAAAAAAAACAGCCUCAAUCGGAGACUAGUACGGAGACUAUAUUUCAUGCAGGUAUGAGGUCUCGGAACUCUUAUUUCUGUUUAGAGAUUUAGUGCAUUAGGUGAAUUAUGAAGUGAACAAGCUUUACACGUAUUUUACAGGUAGACCCUGUGGUUCUCCACCCGAUGUUCGGGAUACCAGUGUUAGUGGCUGCACGGCACCGUUUACAGCUGGGACCACGUGCAGUUACCAAUGUAACCCCGGGUUCCGCAAAGUGGGAGGGGGCGAGACACGGAUGUGUGUGGACGGUCGAUGGGAAGGUUCGACCCUAGUCUGUGCUGCUAGGCAGUGCCUGACUCUGACGGUCCCGGCCUUUGGAUCGCUAACUCCCCCCGGACCACACUCCUACCCGAUCCGGGUAACAUUCACCUGUAACACGGGAUACGUACUGAACGGCGGUUCUAGUACGACCUGCCAAGCUAACGGGACAUGGAGUGAUACUGUUCCAACAUGCACACGUGUACAAUGCCCUGUGCUGACGACACCAAUUAACGGAAUACGGACACCCCCUACCGGAGCGGACCUCUACCGGGACAUGGUUACCUUCACCUGUAACACCGGAUACGUACGGAACGGCGCUUCUAGUACGACGUGCCAAGCUGACGGGACAUGGAGUGAUACCGUUCCAACAUGCACACGUGUACAAUGCCCGCUAUUUUGGGCCCCAUUACAUGGAGCUCUGAAUCCUGUUGGAGCAAACUCCUACCAGGUUGUAGUCAGGUUUACCUGUUACACCGGAUACGUACUGAACGGCGCUGCUGAUACCACGUGUCAAGCUGACGGAACAUGGAGUAACGCUGUCCCAACAUGCACACCCGUACAAUGCCCUACACUGAUUGCCCCAGCUAACGGACUGCUAAUUCCUGCCGGAGCGAGCUCCUACCAGGUCAGGGUCAUGUUCAUCUGUAACCCAGGAUAUCAUCUAAACGGAGCCUCUAGUAUCACGUGCCGAGCUGAUGGGACAUGGAGUAACUCUGCCCCAACAUGCACACCCGUACAGUGCCCGACAUUGGCAUCCCCAACGAACGGAGCGCUGAGCCCUCCCGGACAUCAAUACUACUACCCGACCCAGGUAACAAUCACCUGUAACUCGGGUUACCAACUGAACGGGGUCUCUCCUGUGACGUGCCAAGCUUUCGGAUCAUGGAGCAACCCUGUUCCAACAUGCACACCCAUACCAUGCCCGAUGUUGGCGGCCACAACUAACGGAGCGCUGAGUCCCGCCGGACCGUACGCCUACUUGAAUGUGGUCACUUUUACGUGUGAUAUGGGAUACGUCCUAGACGGCACUUCAAACACAACGUGCCAAGCUGGCGGAUCAUGGAGUAAUCCUGUUCCGACGUGUAGACCUUCCAUGCCGACAUAUUGGCCCACCGCCGCAUCAACACCGACUGCACCUAGUGUGAGCUCCUGUGGGGAUCUGACUGUUUUUAACAGUGAUUCCGGCAGUUUCACAUCUCCAGGCUGGCCAGGUCCAUAUCCGCUGUCUACCAACUGUACCUGGCAGAUGAAUGUCAGUCCUGGAUACGUGGUGCUUAUACGCUUUGCCAACUUUGACUUGGAACAUGGCGGCAGGACGUGUAUUUGGGACAGCUUGAGAAUCCAUGACGGACCAAACAUCUCCUCUCCGAUAAUCGCCAAUCUCUGUGGUUCGUCCGUCGGUCCUGUAAUUACAACAGGAAGGUCUGCAUUUGUUGUGUUCUACAGUGACUACUCUGUGACUGAUUCAGGAUUUAUUGCCAACUUCACCGCAUGGAAUGAUACUAUAAUAACAACACCAUCCAGUCCUGCUGCAACACCAUCCAGUCCUGCUGCAACACCAUCCAGUCCUGCUGCAACUCCAUCCAGUACUGCGGCAAAUGUGAGUGUGCCAUGUGGGAAUCCUACCGUACUGAGUGGAAACUUCGGAAUUUUUACAUCGCCAGAUUAUCCUGACGACUACCCCAACAAUGCAAGAUGUUCUUGGCAGAUAUCUGUCAAUACUGGCUACGUGGUCGCCAUACGAUUCUACACGUUUAACCUUGAUGGUGGAGGUGUUUGUCCUUAUGACUACCUGGAAGUAUAUGACGGAUCAAGCACAGCAGCACCACGGUUAGCCAGACUGUGUGGUUCAUCUGCCCCGACAGUCUUCACAACCGGCAGGAACGCAUUUGUGGUCUUUCAGACGGACGGGAUCGUUACAAGUUCGGGAUUUGCCGCCUACUAUACUGCUGAGAACAGAGGAACAGCGUCACCCAAUACUCCUGCAAUUAUGACAACGCCACCCAAUGUGACGUGUAGCAAUCCUGCCUAUCUGAGUGGCAACACUACCAGCUUUACAUCACCUGGUUACCCAGGUGACUACCCCAACAAUGCACGAUGUUCUUGGCACAUAUCUGUCGAUACUGGCUACGUGGUCGCCAUUCGAUUUAAUUCCUUCAACCUAGAUUAUAAUAUCACAAACGUCAUCCUUGGAAGAGGCUGUGAUGAUUCUGACUACCUGGAAGUAUAUGACGGAUCAAACACAACAGCACCACGUCUAGGGAGACUGUGCGGUAUAUUUGACCGGACAAUCCUCACAACCGAGAGGAACGCCUUUGUUGUCUUCCAGACGGACGGGUCGGGCACAAGUUCGGGAUUUUCCGCCUACUUUACCGCUGAGAUAACAGGAUGCCAGCCAAUCCGAUACAGCCGAUGCCUGCUGGGACUACCAUAUAACCAAACGGCAUUCCCAAACUUUUUCCAAUCGAUGACUCAAGACGCUGCCAUUCAGAAUGCCGAGUGGUUUUUCUUGCCGUACGAUCUCAUCAGAGACUGUCAUCAGGACUUUGAUUUCUUCGUGUGCUCCCUUUCCUUUCCCAGAUGUACAUCUGAAGGAACAAUACUUCCGUGCCAAUCAUUCUGUGGCGAGGUAGAUGCUACGUGUAGCAGUCGUGCUCUUGCCGUCGGUCUUCCCUGGAAUUUGCAUACGUUAUGUGCAUUUCUACCCAUCAGCGACUGUGUAAUGUCAAAUGGAACAAUACUUAACAGUACUCAAGCAAAUGUGAGUAUGCCAUGUGGCAAUACUACCGUACUGAGUGGACGCUUUGGAAGCUUUACAUCGCCAGGAUAUCCUGGUAGCUACCCUAACAACACCAACUGUUCUUGGCAGAUAUCUGUCGAUACUGGUUACGUGGUUUUCAUUGGAUUCGAUGCGUUCGACCUACAUAACUGUGGAAGUAACUGUUCUUGUGACUACCUGGAAGUAUAUGACGGAUCCAGCACCACAGCACCACGGUUAGCCAGAUUGUGUGGUUCAUCUGUUCCGACAAACGAACAAAUCUUCACAACCAGCAGCCACGCCUUUGUGGUCUUCCAGACGGACGGGUCGGUGACAAGGUCGGGAUUUUCCGCCUCCUUCAUCGCUUUCAAUUACAGAAGACCAACACCACCCAGUGUGACGUGUAGCAAUCCUGCCUAUUUGAGUGGACGCUUUGGAAGCUUUACAUCGCCAGGAUAUCCCGGUAGCUACCCUAACAACACCAACUGUUCUUGGCAGAUAUCUGUCGAUACUGGCUACGUGGUCGCCAUACGAUUCAAUACGUUUAACCUCGAGGGAGGAGGUGCCUGUCCUUAUGACUAUCUGGAAGUAUAUGACGGAUCAAGCACAACAGCACCACGGUUGGCCCGACUGUGUGGUUCAUCUGCCCCGACAGUCUUCUCAUCCGGCAGGAACGCCUUUGUGGUCUUUCAGACGGACGGGUCGGGGACACGUUCGGGAUUUUCCGCCUACUAUACUGCUGAACAUAGAGCCUGUCGAGCCGACCAGUUCCAGUGUAACGAUUCGCAGUGUGUACCACUCUCAGCGAAGUGUAAUCGUCAUUUUGACUGUCUCGACUUUAGCGACGAAGCAAACUGCCGUAUACCAGAACCAGAACCUUCAGGUGAACCCGAACCUUCAGGUGAACCCGAGCCCGAACCUGAAUCAGAGCCCGAACCUUCCAGUCAACCCGAACCCGAGGGCGAACCAGAACCUUCAGGCGAACCCGAGCCCGAACCUGAAUCAGAGCCCGAACCUUCCAGUGAACCAGAGCCCGAGGGCGAACCCGAACCUGAGGUCGAACCGGGGCAAGGUCUAGGUUAUUGGCGCUACCAUCGCGGAGACAAUUUUAUCUAUGGACCAAUCAGUAAUGGCGGAGCGUGGUACGGACGCUGGUACAGGUGUGGUGUUACUAUUCCUGGAGAUACAGACGAGAAUGGCUGGAGAUGUGACUUUGAUGCAGACCAGUGUAACACUGUGGUAACUUCUACAAGUUCAUUUGGUUUUCGGUGGAUUCGGCAUUCCGGUAGAACCCCAUCCUCGUCAACAGGGCCAUCAGCAGACAAUACAAAUGGAUUCCGGUUCUAUAUGUAUACGGAGGCUAGUGGGAGUUUUAGCGGGGCAACAUCAAAUCUGAUGUUGCCCAUUACGCGCUCUGCACCCGACAAUGUGCACUGCCUGCGGUGGUUCUACCACAUGUAUGGAUCGAGCAUGGGGACAAUGAACGUCUAUGUCAUCCAACCUCAUUAUCCUGACAUGUUAGUAUUUACCAAGUCUGGAAACCAAGGAAAUCGGUGGCUGCCAGCUUCCGUCACUAUUUCCACCAAUGCCAGUGUUUUUCAGAUUCGGUUUGAAGGUGUUAGAGGGUCUGGUUACGAAAGUGACAUGGCGAUCGAUGACAUUGCCAUAAGAUCUGGGCACUGCUCCACAUGUGCUGCAAACCAGUUUGCCUGCUUGGAGGGAAGCUGCAUUUCCUUCAACAUGACGUGUGAUGGUGAUUCUGACUGCCCUGAUGGAAGUGACGAGGCCAUCUGUUAUUACCCGUCAACACAACAUAGCACACCAUCACCGAGUACACCACCACCCAGCUUAGAUUGCGGUAACCCUACUGUGCUGAGUACAAACUCUGGCAACUUUACAUCGCCAGGUUACCCUAGCAACUACCCUAACAACGCCUACUGUUCCUGGCAGAUAAAUGUCAACACUAGCGAGGCGAUCGCUAUUCGAUUCAAUACGUUUAACCUUGAGGGUGGAGGUGUCUGUCCUUAUGACUACCUGGAAGUAUAUGACGGAUCAAACACAACAGCACCACGUUUAGCCAGACUGUGCGGUUCAUCUGCACCGACAAUCUUCACAACCGGCAGACACGCCUUUGUGGUCUUCCGGACGGACGGGUCGGUGACAAGGUCGGGAUUUUCCGCAAGUUUUAAUGCAGAGAAAAUAGCUUGUCCACAUGACCAGUUCCAGUGUAACAGCUCGGAGUGUGUACCACUCUCAGCGAAAUGUAACGGCCAGGGUGACUGUUUGGAUCGGAGCGACGAAGAAAACUGCACUUGUCAACCCGACCAGUUCCUUUGUGACACUUCUCGGUGUGCACCCGUCUCAGCAAAAUGUAAUCACCACCCUGACUGUCUGGAUUGGAGUGACGAACUCAACUGCACCAGUUACCAAGAUGAGGAUGGCUGGAGUUGCGACUUUGAAUCAGAUCAGUGUAACUCCACAACAACUGCCACUGGACGUUUUCGAUGGAUUCGACACUCUGGCGGUACUGCAUCUUCUCUAACAGGACCGUCAGCAGACCAUACAGAUGGAUCCGGCUUUUAUAUGUACACGGAGGCUAGUGGAAGUUCUCCUGGUGCAACGGCCAAUCUAACUUUACCAGUCAGUCGCUCUGACGGUCAGCAUUGCCUGCGGUGGUUCUACCACAUGUAUGGGUGGAGCAUGGGAACACUGAACGUCUAUGUCAUCCAACCCCAGUAUACUGACAUGCUAGUGUGGAAUAUAUCUGGAAGCCAGGGGAAUCAGUGGCUGCCAGCUUCGGUCACUAUCUCCACAAAUGCUAGCGUUUUUCAGAUUCGCUUCGAAGGUGAAAGAGGAACUAACUUUGCAAGUGACAUGGCGAUAGACGACAUUGCUGUACGACCUGGUCCCUGUUCCACAUGUGCUGCAAACCAGUUUACCUGCUGGGAGGGAAGCUGUAUUUCCUUUAACUUGACGUGUGAUGGAAAUUCUGACUGCUCUGAUGGAAGUGAUGAAGUCGUCUGUAACUCAACACAGACCACAACACCACAAGCAACCACAACCUUCAAAAUAACCUCACCACCGCCCAGUGUAAAAUGUAGUAACCCUGCUGUACUGACGGGAUUCUCUGGCAACUUUACAUCCCCGGGUUACCCUGGCAACUACCCUAACAACGCCCGCUGUUCAUGGCUGAUAACUGUCAGCUCUAACAAAGUUGUGGUCAUCAGAUUUAUAGCGUUUGACUUGGAAUAUCAAGGCUCUUGUAAUUACGACUCCCUUACUGUGCAUGAUGGGCCAAACGCUGCCGCUCCUGUGCUCGCCACCCUUUGUGGUACAUCUGCUAGACCAGUCGCCACCUCCGGGAACAACGCCUUCCUACUCUUCACUACUGAUGGCUCAGUGACGGAGUCAGGAUUUUUUGCAACCUUCACUGCUGAGAAUCCCCCAACUACAUGCUCUCCCGAUGAGUUCACCUGUUGGGAUGGAAAUUGUAUAAACAUGACUCUCACCUGUGACAGCGCCAGGGACUGUGCUGAUGGAAGCGAUGAAAUAAAUUGUGCUACUGUUGGUUCGAAGUGCGGUGUUCCAGCCAUACAGCCGACCUUCCCCGUCGCCCGUAUCGUCGGCGGUAACGCUGCCCGGCCGGGUAGCUGGCCCUGGCAGGCUUACUUGUUACGUUACGGGUCCUUCCAAUGCGGGGGGAACCUCAUCCAUCCCCUCUGGGUCCUGACCGCUGCCCACUGUGUGGAAUAUGAUCUAUCGCCCGGCGGAUACAACGUCAUUCUUGGCAAGUACCACAAAUACAUCACCGACCCAACAGAACAACGAUUAGCUGUCUCCCAGAUUAUCAGUCACGGUGAAUACAGCACUCACCCGACCAAUAAGGACCUGGCCCUACUGAAGCUUGCCCAGCCGGUGACACUGAACCAGUACGUGUGGCCUGUCUGCCUUGUCUCGGGCCCUGGAGACGAUCCUCCCGAGGGAACCCGCUGCGUCAUAACGGGAUGGGGAACUACCCAAGGUACUGGAAACGAUGACGUCCUGAAACAAGCCCGUGUCCCAUUGGUCAGCAAUGAUAAGUGCGACAACGCCCCUCUGUUAGCAGGAAAGAUCACUGAGUUUAUGAUGUGCGCAGGUUACUACGACAGCGGUGGCCAUGAUACCUGUAGUGGUGACUCUGGCGGCCCCCUCGUCUGUUCAGCGGGAGGACGGUGGACCCUGUACGGUGUUACCAGCUGGGGGGAGGGGUGCGCUCAGCCCACCUAUCCUGGAGUGUACGCCCGAGUCAGCUCUAUGCUCGACUGGAUCCACCAGACUAUGGACAACAAUUGAAACAAUAACUCAGAUGGUUCUUCCUUUACAGAAUCGAAUUGAUACUUUACCUUACAUCAUAGUUAUAGAAUCUUUGAGAGCGUACAUUCCAUUCACUUAUUCAUAAUUUAGGUAUGGUUCAGGUUAAUUCAAUCAUAUAAGAUUAUGCCUGAAAAAAAGUUAAUUUUCCGCCUGCAGCUGUUAGAAGCUGCAUAUGCGCAUUCGAACGUUACUUUUCACUUACCAACAUUACUCUAUAUAACAAUAGUGCUAUAUUACAUAAUCUGAUAUUAAUAACUAACUUUUAUGCAUAGAA
Messenger RNA from Branchiostoma floridae (Florida lancelet), 8270 nucleotides. RefSeq lists its product as uncharacterized. Bases 860 to 7975 code for a protein of 2371 amino acids. Lineage: Eukaryota; Metazoa; Chordata; Leptocardii; Amphioxiformes; Branchiostomatidae. Gene Ontology annotation, cellular component: membrane. The record is from RefSeq and is a predicted model, not a curated record. Gene Ontology annotation, biological process: proteolysis. Gene Ontology annotation, molecular function: serine-type endopeptidase activity; protein binding. The transcript has 44 exons.